Aspergillus saccharolyticus JOP 1030-1 is the source of this 393-nucleotide messenger RNA. RefSeq lists its product as uncharacterized. The annotation marks the transcript as partial. The transcript has 3 exons. The record is from RefSeq and is a predicted model, not a curated record. Lineage: Eukaryota; Fungi; Ascomycota; Eurotiomycetes; Eurotiales; Aspergillaceae.
GGCAGGAAUAUCUCUCAUGGUCGCGGUGGCGCGGGGAACAUCUUCUCCGGCACUGGCGAGUCGCGCACCACGCCCAAGGACCUCGUCACCCCGACCAUCAAACAAGAUGUCUUCACCACCGGCCGCGGCGGCUCCGGCAACAUGAUGCAGAACGACCCGCAACAUCCCGAACUGGCGCGUGAACUGCAAGACGUCGAGACCCCACCGUUGCGCAUAGAAGAGGCACCGCAUCAUACUGGACGAGGCGGUGUCGCAAACGCAUAUUUUCCCACCCCCGAAGAAGAGAAGCGCAUGCGCGAACAGGGCGAGGCGCAGUUGGCUCGCGUCAAGACCCAAGAGGCGCAAAUGGCCCGCGUGAGAACCCAGUCCAAGGAUCGCAGAAAGGAUAUAGAG